This is a messenger RNA of Phragmites australis (common reed), 468 nucleotides long. RefSeq names its product probable carboxylesterase Os04g0669500. Gene Ontology annotation, molecular function: palmitoyl-(protein) hydrolase activity; carboxylic ester hydrolase activity. The record is from RefSeq and is a predicted model, not a curated record. Bases 49 to 468 code for a protein of 139 amino acids. Gene Ontology annotation, cellular component: cytoplasm. NCBI's taxonomy places the organism in Eukaryota, Viridiplantae, Streptophyta, Magnoliopsida, Poales, Poaceae. The transcript is spliced from 5 exons. Gene Ontology annotation, biological process: protein depalmitoylation.
CCGCAAGAUGAGAGUGGGGUUCUCAAGGCUGUGGAAAAUGUGCAUGCCAUGAUAGACAGGGAAGUAGCAGAUGGUAUCCACCAUGAGAAUAUAUUUGUUUGUGGGUUUAGCCAAGGAGGUCCUCUGACAUUAGCAAGUGUUUUGCUCUAUCUGAAGAUGCUAGGUAGAGGUGCCAUUUUCAACGGGUGGGUGCCUUUCAGUUCGUUAGUCGUUCAAAGGAUUUCACCUGAAGCAAGGAAGACACCAUUUCUUUGGUCACAUGGAGUAGCUGACAGAACGGUAUUGUUUGAAGAUGGUCAAGCUGGUCCACCAUUUUUGCAAAGUGCAGGUGUUAAUUGUGAACUUAAGGCAUAUCCAGAUCUUGGUCACUCAAUUUCCCAGGAUGAGCUGCAAUAUCUUGAGUCAUGGAUCAGAAGUCGUCUUAAGGCCUCGAGAAGGACGAUUUCGUUUCCUGUGGCUGAUAGCUGA